UGACAAUCGGAUCGAGUGAACGGCUCUAUACCGCAGCCCCCCCGCCCAGCAGGCCCCCCGGCCGGCUUCGCAGACGAUGGCCGCUUAAGACAGACCGACUGAUUGCCUCUGCCCAGCCGCCAGCCUCCCCACCCAUCGAAGUCACCCUCAAGGCCAACAUCAAACUUCAAGAUGACGAAGAAAAGAAGAAAUGGAGGACGUAACAAGUCUGGCCGUGGUCACGUCAAGCCCGUCCGUUGCUCGAACUGUUCUCGAUGUGUGCCCAAGGAUAAGGCCAUCAAAAGAUUCACUGUCCGAAACAUGGUCGAAUCUGCCGCCAUUCGGGAUUUGAGUGAUGCCUCCGUUUACACGGAAUACGUCCUUCCCAAACUUUACGUCAAGAUUCAUUAUUGUGUCUCCUGUGCUAUCCACGCUCACGUUGUCCGGGUGCGAUCUGUCAUCGGCCGACGCAACCGUGCACCUCCAGCACGGGUUCGUUUCAACAAGGAUGGGAAGAAGGUUAACCCCAAUGCUGUUGCAGCUGUUGCGGCCGUCACUGGACCCCGAGCAUAAUCUCUCGUCACUCUUGUAAUUGGUCACACUACCUAUAUGCUGCAUCUGAAAUGUAGUUGACUUUGUCACCAACCAAGCUCUCCUAUGCUGUACCAUGGUGCCCAUCAUUUUUACUCCCUUCGAUGAGAAGAAACGCCUUAGAUGAACCGGAGCCACUCCCAAUAAAUCACUCAACAUUAUAUGCAUUCCCCCCGCUCCUUGUGCCAGACCAACAUGCAUGGGUAAAGCCACCCAGGACUGCGCUUCCCUGCCCUUUCGGUCGGUUGUGCCCCUAAGUGAUCAUGUGUGGGCGUGAAUCACUCAUCUGCUCCCUG
Molecule: messenger RNA, 866 nt
Organism: Puccinia graminis f. sp. tritici CRL 75-36-700-3
Lineage: Eukaryota; Fungi; Basidiomycota; Pucciniomycetes; Pucciniales; Pucciniaceae
Product: 40S ribosomal protein S26
Exons: 5
Coding region: 172-552 (126 amino acids)
Biological process (GO): translation
Cellular component (GO): cytosolic small ribosomal subunit; ribosome
Molecular function (GO): structural constituent of ribosome; mRNA binding
Source: RefSeq, a predicted model, not a curated record